CUAUAUUUCAUUCACAGUUUAAGCAUGGAGCCAGGGUUUUCGGUGGCUUUUCCAGGGGAGAAGGAAGGGUCUGGGUUUCAGCAGCCGAUUUUUGAUGACCAUAGACCAGACUUGAGGGAUCACAAUGAGGGCCUUGAUGAGUACCAGCGAGGAGUCACAGACUCACUGACACCAUAUACUGAGGUCCCACUGGAAUCAGCUCAGAGCUACACCACAUAUGAGGAACUUAGACGCCAAAACCGUGAAGAGUAUGUCAACCGAAUGGCUGACAAGUACCGCAAGCUUCCAGCAGAACCAGCUCCCGAGGGCCCUGGUCUUGGUACUUCACAUCUGCCAGAAGAGCCCCAGCCCCAAGCACAGACUUUCCGGCCACCCUCCUUUAGGCCCAGUGUUAAGAAGAAUCAGUACGGAGAUGAGAUUUAUGAUUAGUAUUCGACAUCCUGGAAAAGGUGGACGCUCAGCAUCUGUGGUUCCUAUUGUUAAUAUUAUUAUCAUUACUAGUAAACUAUUGGUUAUAGGUGCAUGUACUGUCUAUUGUGGUUUUGUUUUACUUAUUUUGUUUACAAAGAGGGCUUCAGAAGUGCUUAGUCACCAAGUAGUGUUUUUUUGGGGGGGAAGAAAGUUUUUAUUUAAUUUACUAUUAAUAUUGUUAUUAUCCUAAUAUGAACGAUAGUGAUAGUAAUAAGAAUAAAAGCUUUCUUUUCUGAAAAAAAAAGUUCUAGAGCCAUGUUAAUGUAAGCAAAGUUAUUAAAACACUGCAGUCCAUACAUGCAGGUAUGGUAUCGUUGGGUUAAUGUUAUUAAUUUUAUAUAGGAUUUUCAUUUGUUUUUUAAUUGGUGAUAAUUUAAUGUUUUUUGCACUAUAGUCAUAACCUUUAGCUUUGGUUACUGUACUGCUUAAUGGUUAUUAUGGAUGCAUAGUGACAGACGACAGCAUAAAUAAGAGUUCAUUACACAUAUUGAAAUGAAUGGUCAUGACAAAAUUAUAUUUAAAAUUCCUUUACACUAAGGUGACAGCAGUCUUUUUUUUUGUGGGGGGGGGAGUGGUUAAAUUAUUAUUAUUAUUUAUUUUUAUUAUUAUUAUUUUUUUUAAGGACUUUGGACAUUUCUGAAAAUUAAAGUAUGUAUGUCCAAAUAAGACUUCGAUUUUUCCCAGAAAGAAAAUUAUAUUAAAGUUUUCAUGAUAUUUUUUUUAGUGUUUUUCAUCAAAUUGUAUUUUUUUGUAUUUUAUAUUUAUAUAUAUUUAUGAUACCGAGCUGAGUGAUGGUUUAGGUUUAGCACUUCCUGUUAAAUAACCUGCAAAAUGGAAAUAUUAUCAAGAUUGUAACAGUACAGAUACUAUGAACUCAUCUUGUGUAAAUAUGGUAUUUAUGUAAAUAAAGUCUGAAUUGAUUAUC
Molecule: messenger RNA, 1396 nt
Organism: Penaeus indicus
Lineage: Eukaryota; Metazoa; Arthropoda; Malacostraca; Decapoda; Penaeidae
Product: OCIA domain-containing protein 1-like
Exons: 3
Coding region: 25-429 (134 amino acids)
Source: RefSeq, a predicted model, not a curated record